GUCUUUAUGUGCUGUGAAGUUUCUUAUCCCCUGACAGAUAUUAUUGGAGAGGAGGGGUCGACGAACAUUCUUGGAAUUCAACUUCAAACAUCAGACCCCGGCACUUUUCUAGUCUCCUUCUUCCUGAGUAAACAUGCAGCUCGGUAGAAGUGCAGAUGUCUCCAUCACCAUUCAAGAAAAGCUGAAAAGUGUCAUUGCCUCAGAGUUAGGAUGCAACAUCUUUAGAAUACAUAGCCAGUUGCGGAAGGUAAAUGAGAAAGCUUAUGAACCCGAGAUCAUAGCAAUUGGACCAUAUCAUCGUGGAAAACCUGAUCUCUCAGGUAUGGAGGAGCACAAGUUGGUUUAUCUAAAAUCAUUGCUUGGUCAAAAGAUUGAGAAGGUGGCAACAUGUGUUGCUGCAGUGAAGCCAUUGGAGGAAAAAGCGCGAAAGUGCUAUGCAGAGCCUAUAGCCCUUUCAUCAGAUGAGUUUUGUAGAAAUAAUGCUCAAAAGGAUUUGAUAGAUAAAACUGAUCCUGUUUUCAGGUUGGAGUGGAUUCUGAACAGUUUACAGCGCGAUUUAAUGUUGUUUGAGAAUCAGCUUCCCUUCUUCAUCCUUUGCAAAUUGUAUGAAAUAAUUGAGCUUCCAGACCAAGAAAGCGGAUUGAUCGAUCUUGCCUUGAACUUUUUUAGUGAUCUUUUACCAGGUCACGGGACAACACGCGAAAAUGGAAAUCCACAGGACAACAUCAAACAUUUGCUUGACUUGAUACACAGAAAUUGGUCUACAUCAAAACUCAAGCCUGUUAAAGAAGUGAUAAGGGGCACAGGAGAUAUGGCGUUGAUCCGCUGUUCCAUGGAACUUGCAGAGGCUGGAAUCAAGUUAGAGAAAAUUGCUCAAGAGGACAUAUUUGACAUAGAAUUUGAAAAUGGAACUCUGCGAAUCCCCACAUUAGCCAUCGAAGAGAGAACAGAAUCUUUCCUCCGGAACCUGGUUGCCUAUGAGCAAUAUUGUGGGGAUGAUCAAAUCAACAUUGUGACAGACUAUGUGACAUUCUUGGGUUGCCUCAUCAAGUCUGCAAAGGAUGUAGCAAAACUCUCCCACCGUGGAAUCAUUCGUAACCUUAUUGGUGAGAAUGAAGUCAUCUCUCAAAUGUUGAACAAAUUGAAUGUCUGCAUCAUUGUGCCCAGUAGAAACUUCCUUUACGCUGAGAUAUUCGAAAGACUGAACAUCCAUUGCAGCAGACCUGUGAAUCGAUGGAGGGCUACGUUAUGGAGAAAUUAUUGCAACACUCCUUCGGGAAUAAUUUCGAUUAUUGCUGCCUCUUUUCUGCUGAUACUUACUUUGUUGCAGACUAUAUUUUUGAUUUUAUCUUGGAAGAACCAUUAG
This is a messenger RNA of Coffea eugenioides, 1366 nucleotides long. Its product is annotated as UPF0481 protein At3g47200-like. NCBI's taxonomy places the organism in Eukaryota, Viridiplantae, Streptophyta, Magnoliopsida, Gentianales, Rubiaceae. The coding region runs from base 134 to 1366 and encodes 410 amino acids. The record is from RefSeq and is a predicted model, not a curated record. The transcript is spliced from 3 exons.